AUGAAGCACUCGGUGGCCGCUUGGCUCUUGGUCGGGCUCAGCUUCUGUGUCCCCCAGUUCUGCAAAGGUGAUAGUUGUGAUCCCAAUCCAUGCGAAAAUGGGGGCAUCUGCUUGUCAGGCUUGUCUGAAGAUUCCUUUACCUGUGAGUGUCCGGACGGCUUCACAGAUCCCAACUGUUCUAGUGUUGUGGAGGUUGCCUCAGAUGAGGAAGAGCCAACUUCAGCAGGUCCCUGCAUUCCUAACCCAUGCCAUAAUGGAGGAACCUGUGAAAUAAGUGAAGCGUAUCGCGGGGACACAUUCAUAGGCUAUGUUUGUAAAUGUCCCCGAGGAUUCAAUGGGAUUCACUGUCAGCACAACAUAAAUGAAUGUGAAGCUGAGCCUUGCAAAAAUGGUGGAAUAUGUACAGACCUUGUUGCUAACUAUUCCUGUGAGUGCCCAGGUGAAUUCAUGGGAAGAAAUUGUCAAUACAAAUGCUCGGGCCCAUUGGGAAUUGAAGGUGGAAUCAUAUCAAAUCAGCAAAUCACAGCUUCAUCGACCCACCGAGCUCUUUUUGGACUCCAGAAGUGGUAUCCCUACUAUGCUCGCCUUAAUAAGAAGGGGCUUAUAAAUGCCUGGACAGCAGCAGAAAACGACAGAUGGUCAUGGAUUCAGAUAAAUUUACAAAGAAAAAUGAGAGUUACUGGUGUAAUUACCCAAGGAGCCAAGAGGAUUGGAAGCCCAGAAUAUAUAAAAUCCUACAAAAUUGCCUAUAGUAAUGAUGGAAAGACUUGGACAAUGUACAAAGUGAAAGGCACCAAUGAAGACAUGGUGUUCCGUGGAAAUGUUGAUAACAACACACCCUAUGCUAACUCUUUCACACCCCCCAUCAAAGCUCAGUAUGUAAGACUUUAUCCCCAAGUUUGUCGAAGACACUGUACUUUGAGAAUGGAACUUCUUGGAUGCGAACUAUCAGGCUGUUCUGAGCCUCUGGGGAUGAAAUCGGGGCAUAUACAGGACUAUCAGAUCACUGCCUCCAGCGUCUUCAGAACUCUCAAUAUGGACAUGUUCACUUGGGAGCCAAGGAAAGCUCGGCUGGACAAGCAGGGCAAAGUGAAUGCCUGGACCUCCGGCCACAAUGACCAGUCACAGUGGUUACAGGUAGAUCUUCUUGUCCCUACCAAAGUGACAGGCAUCAUUACACAAGGAGCUAAAGAUUUUGGUCAUGUACAGUUCGUAGGCUCCUACAAACUGGCUUACAGCAAUGACGGAGAGCACUGGACUGUGUACCAAGAUGAAAAACAAAGAAAAGAUAAGGUGUUCCAGGGCAAUUUUGACAACGAUACCCACAGAAAAAACGUCAUCGACCCUCCGAUCCACGCGCGGCACAUAAGGAUCCUUCCUUGGUCCUGGUAUGGGAGGAUCACACUGCGGUCAGAGCUGCUGGGCUGCACAGAGCAGGAGUGA
Molecule: messenger RNA, 1443 nt
Organism: Eptesicus fuscus (big brown bat)
Lineage: Eukaryota; Metazoa; Chordata; Mammalia; Chiroptera; Vespertilionidae
Gene: EDIL3
Product: EGF like repeats and discoidin domains 3
Exons: 11
Coding region: 1-1443 (480 amino acids)
Molecular function (GO): calcium ion binding
Source: RefSeq, a predicted model, not a curated record